Messenger RNA from Salarias fasciatus (jewelled blenny), 1111 nucleotides. RefSeq names its product THO complex 6 (gene thoc6). Gene Ontology annotation, cellular component: transcription export complex; THO complex. Gene Ontology annotation, biological process: mRNA export from nucleus. Lineage: Eukaryota; Metazoa; Chordata; Actinopteri; Blenniiformes; Blenniidae. Gene Ontology annotation, molecular function: protein binding. The coding region runs from base 110 to 1081 and encodes 323 amino acids. The record is from RefSeq and is a predicted model, not a curated record. The transcript is spliced from 13 exons.
AUCUUCCCGCUUCUCCCUCCGUCGCUGUUGGGUCCAGGCUGCAGAUUUGAGUCUUUUCGGUGUUUUAUUUUUUUUUUAUUGCAGCUGAAGGACACUCAGAGCGGCCAGGAUGGGUCCCGUCGAGCUCCUCCACAUGUCAGUCUUCUCCCAGAGUUUCUCUCCCUGUGGUCGAUUCCUGGCUGCUGGAAAUAACUACGGAGAGAUCGCUCUGUUCAGUCUGUCUGCAGCUCUGAGUCCAGACGCCUCCCCUCUCAACCAGAAACCAGUUCUGACCUUCACAGCUCACGAGGGUCCGGUGUUUUCUCUGCUGUCCACCGACUCUCAGCUGCUGAGCGCAGGAAACGGGGAGAUCAGCUGCUGGAGCUGGAACGAGCUCACCAAGAAGAACGUCAAACCUCUGUGGACCAAAAGACCAAACUACAGGUCCAGUUUAGAGAUCCCAGAGAUCAACUCCAUGGCCAUCAACCCCAGAGACAACAGUCUGGUGGUUGGAGGAGGAGACAACAACAUUCACAUCCUGGACCUGGAACACGGAGUCUUCAAGUCGGUCCUUCAGGGUCACACGGAUUACAUCCACUGUGUGAGCGUCAGAGAGAGGGAGGGGGAGAUCCUGUCCGGGGGGGAGGACGGCGCUGUGAGGAUCUGGGACUGCAGGACGAACCGGACUGCCCACUGCAUCGAAGUCUACAAGUACGAGAUGUGUGCACGGCCUCAGUUCGGCAAAUGGAUCAGCUGUCUGACCACCGAUUCCGAUUGGAUGCUGUGCGGCGGGGGUCCGUCUCUGUCACUGUGGCACCUGCGCUCUCUGUCUCCCACCUCCGUCUUCCCCCUGAGGGGCUGUCAGCGGCAGGCCGCCUUCUACCAGGACAUGAUCCUGGCGGUGGGCGACGGGGCGUUCGUGUCCCACUGCCUGCUGGGCGGAGAGGUCAAGAGUCGGAUCCCCUGCACUCCUCCGAGCCUCAACACGCUGCAGCUCAACACCAACAGCUCCGAGCACCGGGUGCUGACGGUGGGCGGCGGCAGCAGUCACAUCGACGUGUUCACCAACGUGUCCUACAAAGCUUUCUCCCUCAGUUUCUGAAGACAACCUCAAUAAAAAAUUUUUUAUACC